AUGUCGGCCAGAAAGGGCGAUCUUCACCCUAGCACAGCCAUGACAUGCCCGAACAACCAUGCUGCCAAUCCCUUUUUUGUGGACUCUCUUAUCAACGUGAGGGGCGAUGCUGGCGCCUAUUACCACAGCAACGGCGUGUAUUUGCCACCGGAAUACUCGUACGGACUCCCCGGUGGCUCCUCUUGCUUCCCCGGGAUCGCCAAGCGCACCGAGGGAAGCGCGCCUAGUGGCAUCCCGCCGUCCGCGCCCUACGCCGCGGGGAUGGAGACGUGGCUGGAGGCGUCUCGCUCUUGCAGAGUGGAGCAGCCCAGCGGCCAACAUAUGGGCCAGCAAUGCUCUUUCUCCACCGCCAUAAAGGAGGAGAACGCAUAUUGUCUUUACGAGUCAGAUAAAUGCCCAAAAGGAGCCACGGUGGAGGAUAUCUCCUUCUCCGGUGCACCGUGUCCACCCACAGGCGGCAGCACCGUGCCUGUUCCCGGUUACUUCCGCUUGUCGCAGACUUACGCCUCCCCCAGGCUUUACCACGAAGCCCAGCCGAGCGUGAAUAACUUCCCACCGCAGAGACCUCCCCGCGCGCCCCUGCAGCAGGCUCAUCCCGCUCGGACUGCUUCCUCUGGGCCGCGGGAGAGCCACGAGGAGGCGCCCGUGACCGAUCCAUGCGUCCCGGACAGGGAUGAGGACAACCGGCUGUCCUCCGAUGACUCCUCGUCACCAGAGCCUGCGGAUGCCUGCAGUGUGGACUGUGAGGAAAAGCCCAUAAAAGAUGUUGGCAAAAUGGAGAGUCCGGCCAACUGGCUGACCGCCAAGAGUGGAAGAAAGAAGCGAUGUCCUUACACUAAGCACCAGACUCUGGAGCUGGAGAAGGAGUUCCUCUUUAACAUGUACCUGACCAGGGAGCGGCGCCUGGAGAUCAGCCGCAGCGUACACCUGACCGACAGGCAAGUGAAAAUCUGGUUCCAGAACAGGAGGAUGAAACUGAAAAAAAUGAGCCGGGAGAACAGGAUCCGGGAGCUGUCGGGAAACUUCACCUUUUCCUGAGACCCGGCGGAUUCAUUUCCCACCAUCCCAUUCGACUGUGAGAAUAAGCAGGACCCUGUAUACUUGGCUAACUUAUUGAAUGUUAUUAUUUUGGCUUUUAAUCGUCGUGGGCGUGUAUUUAUAUAAAUGACAUUUGUAAACGUUGUCUUUGAAAUGUUCAGAAUGGGGCCGCAAUGUACAUUGUGUAUAGAUAGCGAACCAUAUGUGCAUGCAGAAUUAUACCCCUUUGGUGUUACAGUGAGAAAUUUAUGAGUAUUUGCACAUUUUGCUGGCCAACAUAAUAAAAUACAAUCUUCACGAAUGCCAACUCCAUAUACUUCAUUGUCGCUGUAUUAAUGACUCCCCUAGGAAUGAUUAUUUUGGGGACUUUGGGGGACUGUACUA
Corythoichthys intestinalis (scribbled pipefish) is the source of this 1422-nucleotide messenger RNA. RefSeq names its product homeobox A10b (gene hoxa10b). The transcript has 2 exons. Lineage: Eukaryota; Metazoa; Chordata; Actinopteri; Syngnathiformes; Syngnathidae. Bases 1 to 1038 code for a protein of 345 amino acids. Gene Ontology annotation, molecular function: DNA-binding transcription factor activity, RNA polymerase II-specific; RNA polymerase II cis-regulatory region sequence-specific DNA binding. The record is from RefSeq and is a predicted model, not a curated record. Gene Ontology annotation, cellular component: nucleus. Gene Ontology annotation, biological process: regulation of transcription by RNA polymerase II.